This is a messenger RNA of Patella vulgata (common limpet), 5952 nucleotides long. Its product is annotated as receptor-type tyrosine-protein phosphatase mu. Gene Ontology annotation, biological process: protein dephosphorylation. The coding region runs from base 94 to 4233 and encodes 1379 amino acids. Gene Ontology annotation, molecular function: protein tyrosine phosphatase activity; protein binding. NCBI's taxonomy places the organism in Eukaryota, Metazoa, Mollusca, Gastropoda, Patellidae. The transcript is spliced from 27 exons. The record is from RefSeq and is a predicted model, not a curated record.
CAAAGUUGAAGUACGUAUUACGGAUGUAUUUCAAUUGCUUGUUAUUCUGUUGAUAUUGGUACAGAAUAUAUGGCCUGACGAAUCUGGUCAAAAAUGAAAGUCAAACAGUUGUCAACAGUUAUAACUAUAUUAUCGUUAAUAGAUUAUAGUUUAGCGUUAAAUGUUUGUAGAGAUACAGACAACAGCAACUGUCAAUCAUGUGGUGAUACUUUAUAUCCUAGAGAUCCGUUUUAUAGACAGAACUGUAUGAGAUCAUGUGGUGUUUGUACAGAUACUAACAUUGCUCGUGGCAAACCAACAGUCCAGAGUUCAACAUUGAAUUCUGGAUCAAAUUCACGUAAUGCUGUAGAUGGUAAUACUGAUAAUAUCUUUGUUAAGUCUAGCUGUACACAUACACGUAUUGAUAGCCCUAGUUGGUGGUGUGUUGAUCUACAACAGAUUUAUAAUAUUGACAGCAUAAAACUAUUUAAUAGAGACAGAAAUAAAGAGAGAUUACAGGGAUUUGAGAUUAAGACAAGUUCUAGUGGCACAUGUGAUUGGUCAGGAUUUCAGUCAGCUACAUCAUGUUAUAAAGAUACAACAACAACAAUACAAGAUAUAUAUACAAUAGAUAGAUGUAAUCAACUUACAUCAACUAGUAUAUCUGCUAGAACAGUAUAUGUCACUGUUUCAAGUCAACAACUUACUUUAUGUGAAGUUCAAAUAUUUUCUGAUACACCCACAGUCAAUGUUGCUCUUCGUCAACAAUCAGUACAACAGAGUUCUACAAACCAUGGUGGUGUCGCUACUAGAGCUGUAGAUGGUAAUACUAAUAGUGAUUUUAAUAUUGGUCAGUCAUGUACUCAUACAACAGAAAGACAGUCUGGUUGGUGGUGUGGUGAUUUACAACAAUUGUAUUAUUUCAACCAAAUUAAUAUAUACAACAUACAGAACAGAAACUUCUGGGGGAGAUUACAAAGAUUUGAGAUAAAGACAAGUUCUAGUGGUCAGUGUAGUGGACAAGGAUUUCAAUCAGCUACAUCAUGUUAUAAAGAUAGAACAACAACAAUACAGUCUGUUUAUACUGUAACUGGAUGUAAUCAAGGUUCAUCUACAUCAUUUUCUGGUAGAACUGUCUAUGUCACAAGCCUUAACGACGCCCUGGAAAUGUGUGAAGUUGAAAUAUUUGCAGAUCUAGCACAAUGUAAUACUGGUUACUACAAUACAUCACGUUCUACAUGUCAACCAUGUAAUAAAUGCCUUAAUAACAGAUGUGAUCCUACUACUGGUGUUUGUACUGCAGAUUGUAAAACAGGUUUUUAUGGUACAAGAUGUCAACAGAACUGUAAUGAUGGUUGUUUAAACAACCAAUGUUCUAAAUCUGAUGGUAGAUGUAAUGACUGUAAACCUGAUACAGUUGGUCUAUACUGUAACCUAACAUGUGGCACAGAAUGUCAACCAAGAUCAGAUGAGAUCAGUGUCUCUUGUGAUAGAAAUGGUAGAUGUACUAACUGUAUUGUAGGAAGAUAUGGUAACAAUUGUGAUAUGAACUGUAGUAUAGGAUGUGAUGGUGGAUGUGAUAGAGGUACUGGUAGAUGUACUAACUGUCAUAUAGGAAGAUAUGGUAAUGGAUGUGAGUUGAACUGUAGUACAGGAUGUGAUGGUGGAUGUGGUAGAACUGAUGGUAAAUGUACAUCUUGUAUUGAAGGUAAAACUGGAGAAAGGUGUGGUCCCAACUGUAAUAAUAAUUGUACUGUUUGUAAUCAGAAUGACGCUAGCUCUUGUACUGAAUGUAAAGAUGGAAGAUGGGGAUCAUCAUGUAAUGAACUAUGUAAUACUAACUGUAAAUCAGCAGUUGAUACAACUGUUGGUAAAUGUAAUAUAACAAGUGGAUUAUGUACUGAUGGAUGUAAAACAGGAUUAUAUGGUAUAGAUUGUAAUAAUGAUUGUCGGUCUAACUGUAAAGAUGGUUUAUGUGAUCAGAUGACAGGAAAUUGUAAAAGUGGAUGUUUACCUGGUAAAAUAGGAUCGAGCUGUACAGCAGACUGUGAAGAAGGUCUUUAUGGUGAAAACUGUGAAAGUAAAUGCGGUAACUGUGCUGAUGGAACACCAUGUGAUAUAAUUACUGGUAGUUGUGGUCUUGUUGGUUGUGUUGAUGGUUUCCAAGGUCCAAUUUGUAAUGAUCCACAAGAACCAGACAAUUAUACGACAAUAAUAGCUGCUGUAGUGUCAGCCGUGGUUGCUGUUAUUAUCGCUUCUGUUGUCAUCUUUCUAGUCCUAAAAUGUAGAAGGCGACAAAAAUCGACGAAAUCCGGCAAAGUAGAAGUGAACGAUAUACCACUAAAUGAUAAAACUGAUAUAUCAAGACCUUCAGAAAAAACAGUUAACGUGGAAGAGAAGCCUAUUGAGAGUAGAAAUACAUAUGUUAAUCAGUUAGGCUCUUCCAACAAACUAGAAGUUGAUGAACAAUCAACACAAGUUUAUGUAAACGUUGAUAAACCAAGUGAACCCUCUACACGUGUUAAAUUGACCAAUCUGCUGCCAUAUAUCAAGUCCAAAAAAAGAGAAAAAACCUUCAAAAUUGAAUAUCAGACUCUUCCAAGUGGACUAUGUUCAGCAUAUGAUUAUUGUAUGAAUGCUGUUAAUAAGCCUAAAAAUAGAUAUAAAAACAUAUGUGCUUUUGAUCAUUCAAGGGUUAAACUGGAUAUAGAAAACGAUGACCCUAAUUCUGAUUACAUCAAUGCUUGUUAUAUAACUGGAUAUGCAAAUUCUGAAAACAAAUAUAUCGCUUCACAAGGUCCGAUUGAUGUUAUUAUUAAAGAGUUUUUGCGAUUAUUGUGGGUUUCACAGACUGGAAAGAUUGUUAUGUUGACCAACCUGGUUGAAAUGGGAACUGAAAAAUGUUUCAAGUAUUGGCCGGACAGUGGCGAGGAAAUGAAGUUUGGUCAAAUAUCCAUGACAGUGGUUAAUGAAGAGAACUUUUCUCACUUCACAAUUAGAACUCUCAAAAUCUCAAAAGAUGACUGUGGAUCUAGAACCAUUAAACAAUACCAUUUUACAUCAUGGCCUGAUAAAGGUGUUCCUACUGAUAUUGCGUCAUUGCUUGAAUUCAGAAGUAGAGUGAUUAAAGCGGCAUCACCACAUCCUGGACCAAUGGUGGUACACUGCAGUGCUGGUAUUGGACGAACAGGAACUUUUAUAGGUUUAGAUUAUCUGAUAGAAGAAGCUAGAGCAGAAGGUUCUGUAGAUAUCUAUGAAUGUGUUAAACAGAUGAGAUAUGAACGAGUUAACAUGGUCCAGGCAUGGGAACAAUAUGUAUUUCUACAUGAUGCUUUAGCUGAAUGGUAUAUAGCUGGAGAAAUUACAUUUCCUGUGACGUCUUAUCAAAAGGACUAUCAGACGUUACUGAAAGUCAAUAAAACGUCUGGUAAAUCACAGCUUCAAGAACGAUUUGAGAUGCUUAAUGACGUGUGUCCGCCACAAAGAGCAACUGAUUGUUCAGUAGCUUUAUCAGAAGAAAACGAAAAUAAGAACAGAGAUCUGGCAAUACUAGCGUCCGAUAAAGUUCGACUAUGUUUAUCAAAACCACAGACCACAGAUUAUAUCAAUGCUUUAUUUUUAUCGAGUUAUAAAAAGAAACGUGCUUAUAUAUUGACCCAAACACCUUUACCAAAUACAGUGAUAGAUUUCUGGACGAUGGUUGUAGAACAAGACGUUACUACAAUAGUUAAUAUGGAUAUUACAGAAACAGGAAAGGAUAUUGGACAAUAUGUACCAGGAAUUGAGGAACUGAACUGUGGACCAUAUACUAUUACUAGAACAGAUGAAACAGAAUAUGAGAAUACAAUUUAUUCCAUGGUGACCUGUUCAAUUAAAAGUGAAACAGAUGAUAACCUACAACGAACAAUCAGAAUUUAUCAGUGCAAUUUCUGGAAUGCACAGAAGGGGGCACCAACGUCUGCUGGGCCAAUAUUUACUCUCUUAGAAGAUAUAAAAACAUGGUCUCAAGAACAUGAAGAUGGUCCUAUCAUAGUUCAUUGUCUCAAUGGUGUAGAGAAAUCGAGUGUAUUCUGUGUUCUAGCAGCUAUAUUAGAAAGAUUAACUAUAGAACAAGAUGUCAGUAUUUUACAGACUUUAGUUCAACUACGAGUUUCUAGACCUCAGAUUAUCACAUCAUUUGAGCAGUUAAAAUUUUGUUUUGAUGCAGUCGGUGAAUAUCUAGAUGAGUUUGCUGUUUAUGCCAAUUCCUGCUAAUAUAUAUAUAUAUAUAUAUAUAUAUAUAUAUGUCAAUUCCUACAUAAGUUUAUAUCAGUUAUUGUUUUAAAAAUAAUAUUGUACUUCUAUUGUACUUCUAUUGUUACUGAAAAUGUAUACAUAUAAUUUUGUAAACAUGUAUUUUAAUAUAACCCACAUAUCUCAUUUAUAUUUCAUAAUUAUGUAUAUUAUACUUCUAUUGUCAUUUAAAGUGUAUAUAAUAUUCUUAACGUCUAUCUUAUAAUAUGUCAUAUUUCAUAUAUAUUUCAUAAUUAUGCAUAUUACCCAUUAUACUUCUAUUGUCAUCUAAUUUGUAUAUAAUAUUAUAAACGUCCAUAAUUCACCUGUAGGUUUAUAUAAAACGUAUAUAAUAUUCUAAACGUGUAUCUUUCUUGGGUAGUAACUAAAAAUAUUGUUGCUUGAUGAACUAGUCCCUUAAUCCCAAUGUGUACGCCCACUUCCUAAAACGGUAUGGUUAAUAUAAAGACGAAUGCCUUUGAAAUGAAAAUAUUCAGAUUUGGUUGAUAGAGGCUUCUAUUAAGACAACCCACAAAUAAAAUUCAGUAAAUUCCCAAAAUGUUAUGUUUGACCAACAUCUAGGCGAUCCUAUCACUUUUAUAUCAAAUUGAAUUAACUAAGCUGUUUAAAUUGCAUUUGGUAGUAUUAGGUAAAAUGUGUUUUCGUACGUGAUUGUGAUCCAGGACAGAGUUCGGGGUAUAAUUUUUGAAAAAGUGGUGGGAUUGUCCUUUACGAUUUAUGGAAGAAGCCUAUCGAUUUCAAAAUUCUCUGAUCGAACGCGCUUUUAAUCAUUUGAGCGGAAUACAUGCCAAUGUGCUCAGUGUGUUUUUUUAUAUCCUUUUGAAAAAAUAAAUUAUAUCUGGUUGGGAUUAUUAAUGUGGCAUUUCGGUUGAUUUACUGCGGAGGCAUUUCAGCGCAUUGUUAAUUUGGUCACAUUUGGCAUCAUAAAAUUUAUACGCGCGAUAGUCCUAGAUAAUUUAAAACGAAUAUGCUCUAAAGUUUAUAGUUUUGUUUUUUAUUCUUCUUUGAAAAGUAAAGUUUUAUAUCUUCUUCGGAUAAUUUACUUGAUUGACUAUUUUUAUAAAUAGUAUUCUUAUGUAAUUCUUAUUUUAGUUGAUAAUAUAUAUUUUUUUGAAACACAAUAUUCCAAUUAUCUAUACUAAUUAACUGAAUUAUUAAAAAUCGUUUUGUAUUUUAUACUCUUCCUAUAUUUUAUAGGUGAUCACGUGGCUAAGUGGGUAAGGCGCUGGCUCGCUAGCCUGGGGGUCGGGUGUUCGAUCCCUGCAUUGACCGAGAAAGUUCAUCCAGAUUUUCCGGCGUGGUCCCCCCUUGUCAGUGAUGCAGGACGGAGGGCCUGACAAGGACAGCUGUCUAGUCCUUCGGAUGAGUCGAAAAACCGAGGUCCCGUGUAUAUAUUGGAAUGCACGUUAAAGAUCCCCUGGCAGUUGGAAUUCGAUAUAAGAGUAGGCGAUAGUGCCGCUGCCCGGGCAAAAUGUAUGGCGUAUGCCCGUCUUCAUUAGCCCAGGUUAGGAGCAGAACAUUUCUAUAUUUUAUACUAUUUUAAAUUGAUACAUUUUAUAAUUUGUUCUAAGUAAAUACAUUCAGUGAUAAUGUUAGAAUUUAUCUUUUCUAUAUUUUAUACCAUUUUAUUUGAUAUACUAUUUAAAAAUUUGUAUUUUAAAUAAAUGCAUUCAAGGAUAA